GAGUGCUGCUUGCCGCUUGCGCAACGGAAUUUUCAACUUGUGACGUUUUGGACAACAAAACCUGAACAGAACGCAUUACGCAUAUCGAGUGGCUUCGAAGGAAGUUGCGUAGUUUAAAAAAGAGCGACCUAAAACAGCUUGGUAGUAGAAAAACGAUCCCCAGUCUUAGAAGAAAUGCCAAAGAAGAACGAUAAAAAGACAGGUCAGCCAUCAGCAGGAUAUCCAGCACAGCCUGUAAUGCAAUCACAACUGCCAUAUUCUUUACAACCAACAGCACCUAGCAUGGCAAACCCAAAUGUACUAGCAACAGCUUCGGCCAAUCCUUAUAACUCCUAUGUACCAGCAAUGCCAGGAAUGCCUCCACCUCCACCAAGUUAUGAUCAAGCGAUGCAACAUCCAGCUGUACCUCCAAAUUAUAGCAGUCACACAUCAUACAUUCCUGCCCAACACCAGCCGCAGUACCAGCCACAGUAUCAAGCCCCUAUGCAUCCACCUAGCCCUUACUAUCCACCCCAAGUACAAGUACAGCAAGUUCACCCACAAGCUACGUUUGUUGUUCAAAAUGCGUUUGAUGCUGGUGCGCGAUUCGAUUCAACAUCACAAGUUAGAAUUCCUCCACCGCCUCCGGGGGUUGCCCCAAAUGCUGCCCAGGUCGCACAAUCAACUGGACACAACGUGAUGUUAGGCCAAAGAAAGGAUCGAUUUUUCGUUGGAGGAUCAGAUGGAGGAGCUACGUUUUGGUGAAAAAUUCUUUGGCCUAUUCCUUUUUAAAAAAGGAAAUCUAUUUGCCCCCAUUUAAAAUUUGUAAUCAGCAGUGUUACGUAACAAAUCGUAACAGUAUUAAUACUAUCGCUUUCAAACCUUUCAAAAAUCGAAAAUAGAGGUGCCAUGACAUACACAUUGUUAAGCUUGAAUUACGCUUCUUCUUAAACGAAAGUGUCAGUAUUAGAAUUGAGUCACUUCGUUAACCUUUUUCAUUCGUAAAUCACGUGCAUGGAACAGCAAGUUCAAAGAAAAAAUAAUAUACAAGAAAAGACCCUUA
Daphnia magna is the source of this 1042-nucleotide messenger RNA. Its product is annotated as DAZ-associated protein 2. The record is from RefSeq and is a predicted model, not a curated record. The transcript has 4 exons. Bases 175 to 744 code for a protein of 189 amino acids. NCBI's taxonomy places the organism in Eukaryota, Metazoa, Arthropoda, Branchiopoda, Diplostraca, Daphniidae.